Molecule: messenger RNA, 2511 nt
Organism: Camelina sativa (false flax)
Lineage: Eukaryota; Viridiplantae; Streptophyta; Magnoliopsida; Brassicales; Brassicaceae
Source: RefSeq, a predicted model, not a curated record
UUGGAAGCAAAAAAAAAAUGGUGGUCCAGCUGGGAACGAGCCAGCAGGCCACGGUGAAUCUGAGUGGCGUCGAGCUGUGAUCCGUCCACCGCUGAGAGCGGGAGGUAAUCGCUGCUCUGUGAAACCAGCCUCACGCAUUGCCCUCCAACUUCAGGAACCGUCUGAGAAGAGCCUUUGCUCAACUCACACAGAUCACUCACAGCUUGGACUGGGCAGCUCGGAACAAUGCCACUACAGAUCCGACCCGUGGACCGAGCCAGUGUUCCACCAACUUAUUGUCCCCACUUGGGUCACAAGCCCUCGUUACUGAGCUCGACGUACACUAUCUGCUUUAACUUCAUUUAUAAAGUAGAACAUUUUAGAGUCAAGUAGCCGAUGUGGGACAAAAGAGAAGUACACACACACAAUGGUGUUUUUCAGUGUUCUGAUUUUGGAUUUUGGUUGUGGACAAAAGAACACAAUGGUUUCUUCGGAGACAGAGUCUCUUCGAUGAUUAGCUUCACAGACCCCUCCUUUCAGUGGGAGACUAUGCUCAGACCUUGAAGGGUAUAUGCUUGUAAUUGUACGAGUGAGCAAAAGAAACUUCAAUUGUACUACCGAAGCUGUUUCUGCAUUUUGUGUCCAUCAGAAGAUCAACACUUGUUGAGAUCUCUUACAAAUACACGAGUUGAGUUUUUGGAGGAUUCCAUUGAUUGAAGGGAUUAUAAAAUUCGACUGGACCUUUUGAUGGCUGAUGGACCAUGUGGGAUUCAGUAGCUGACAAGAACAACAAAGGAUUCCACCUAACAGAGACAACCCACAUGUUGCAGGAUAUAUAUAAAAUAUCACACGAAACUGAAAAAAAGAACCAGACAGAGACACCUCUUCUUGAACUUAACGCCUUACAUUGUGGUUUAUUUCCAUAUUCUUUACUGCCUGAUGGUGAUAUCCUAUGGAAGUAUGAUUGUUUAUCUGAGGCAAAGAUUUCUCACUUCAACUUGAUGCGACUACUCCUGGUCCAGUUUUCAUAGGAUUGGUUUCUUUGAUAGAAGUGAAAUCUUGGGUUGAUUUGAGGCCGUUGUUCUUCCAUGUUGAUGCCCCACCUGUUCUUUUAGUACUGUGUCCUUUUUGUUUUUCUGUCAUCUGAAGAAAAAGGCAAUCAGUCAUCUUGCCCAAUAACUUUCAAAGAUUUGGUGUUUAAGAGAGAAUCUUCGGUAUAAAGGUCCUAGAUACAGCUAGAGGUUUAUUUCUGUCUUAUUAAGGAGAGAUUCUGGUUCUUCUGUUUGCCAGAUAUCUUGGCUGGUUUUGAGAGCUCAGGUUCAUAGGUGGAAUUUGAGUCCAUUCCGCUUGGAGCUGCAGAGAGUGAGUUGAUGUUACGAUCGUAGGAUCUUACUCCAGAAAGCCAGAAAAGGUCCUUACGAUUACGACUCUGUAAGCUGAAAAGUUGCUUCCUUUUUUGAAUCUGAGCUGGAUAUAGAGCUUUGAGGUUAUUUUUUGGAAGUUAAAUAGGAAGUAAGAUUCAGGUUAGUGCGGGAACAAGUUGGAAAAUUCUGGUAAUUUUGUCAAAGGUAUCGCUGGAGUACUAACUAUCAGAAAACAUUUUCAGACAGAAGCUUGGUGAUGUAUCUUCAAUUUUUCACCAACCCAUCUCAUGGCUUAGCUCAUGUAUGCUACUCUAGUCAGAUUUCGUGUAAGGUAAGACUGAGUCGUAUCCUUGCCACGCCACCGUCUUCAGUCCUCUUGCAUAUGGACGAAAGCAAUAAUCUUCACAAGCCCAAGAAAGGUUUUUGUCUGAGUGAGGAUUCGAGAAACAAUUUAAACAGUCUUUCUGCAGAUUCUUUGUUUAGGCAGGCCAACACAUUGGGGAUUAUUGGAGGCGUUUCAACUGAUUCCACUCUUAAAUUUGUGAAGAAACUCGUGGAUUGGAGCUCAAAAGGUGGUAUAAGCUCGUUACCUUUCGUGCUUUGCUCGGAUCCUGCACUCAACAAGGAGCUUCUCUUAUACGAGGAGAACUCGUAUCCUUCUCUUUACCAUAGAGCAGAGAGUACACCGGUGGAUCCAAAGCUAAUUGUGGAAAACCUAAGGAAUAAGAGGAGAUAUCUUGAGAGUUGUGGAGCUAAAUUAAUCGUAAUGCCCUGCCAUAUUGCACAUAUAUGGUAUGAAGAGGUUUGUGAAGGGAGUUCAGUUCCUCUGCUUCACAUGGGUGAAUGCAUUGCUAAAGAGCUGCAAGAGGCGAAAAUGAAGCCCCUUGAAGCUGGGAAUCCUCUGCGUGUAGGUGUGAUGGCUACUAGCGCCACGUUAUCCGCAGGGUUCUACCAGGAUAAACUCCAAAGCAAUGUCAGUAUUCUAUUGUGUCCAUUGGAGCAAUUUAUCCUAUCAUUUAUCUAAAAAGUGACUUUGUGAUACUUUCUUAUAACGCUAGUAUUAUCUACUCUCAAAACAGUUUCUUCUUUUUAUAAUCAUAUCUAUGUGAAUGCGUCACGUUUUUCUCUUCUAUCAAUGGAGUUCCAUUUUUCAAGGGGAGCCUUUUUA